Molecule: messenger RNA, 2373 nt
Organism: Cordyceps fumosorosea ARSEF 2679
Lineage: Eukaryota; Fungi; Ascomycota; Sordariomycetes; Hypocreales; Cordycipitaceae
Product: ABC transporter, transmembrane domain, type 1
Exons: 8
Coding region: 1-2373 (790 amino acids)
Biological process (GO): transmembrane transport
Cellular component (GO): membrane
Molecular function (GO): ATP binding; ABC-type transporter activity; ATP hydrolysis activity
Source: RefSeq, a predicted model, not a curated record
AUGGCUAGGAACAGGUUCUUACCGAAGCCUUUGGAAGGUCACCAAAUCUUCCGAGACAAAGACGGCCGUUGCGUCAUGAGUGGUCACCGAGCCGAGUUUGAAUUGAAGCUUCAUGAGGCACUCAAAAUGCGGGCUGUUCUUGACGCGCAAUGGCAUUGCCUGAACAUAUGGGCCAUGUCGGGAGCUGCAGUGGACUUUGCACUCGCGAAGCCGGAAGAUUUUGAGCCAGACUAUUGUGGCGAUCCCUUAGAAGAAGGUGUUUUUCUUACGUCUGAGCAAAAAAUGGACAUCGAGGGCUUCCUCAUUGCGCGCGUCAACCGGGCCGGCGAGAUUGAGCAGGACUGGCUGCCGCAGUUUCGACGCGAUGCGGCGGCCCUGCGCGCGCUGUUCAGGCCUCCUCCCAAGAUGAAGCGGGCGGCUUGCGGCCAUUUCUUCUGCAGUUCGAGAUUGGAGGCAUGCUCCUCCUCGGCGCCGUCCUCGAGGUCGGUCAACCUCCUCCGUAGCUUCAAGCCAUCGCCAAUUAACCCUGCCACACCAGAUCGCGAGCUUCACGGCUUCUCUGGGCGCGCCGCUCAUCCUACACCCGGCUGGACGAGCUGCGUGGGCUUCGCGCUGGUGUUUGCCAUCUUCAUCUCGCAGACGAGCUUGGGCAGACGUCUUGGCAAGUCGAUCGGUAGCUACAUCACGCACAACGACAGACGCAUCGGCUUUUUGCGAGACAUGCUCAACAAUGUCAAGAGUGUCAAGGCGAGCACCAUGGAGGAUCUGUUUCAAGACAAAAUCACCGCGGCUCGCAAUGAUGAGCUUGGAGUGUUGCGUUACUACCUGACAACCUCGUUUGCCAUGUUUACCGCCAUCAACCAAACGACGCCGUACCUUGCAGCUUGCGCCUCCUUUUUGACAUAUGCCAUGGCCGCGUCUGAGUCACAAGUCAAUUCCAAAGAUUCCUCUGACAGCUCGUCUGCCGCCACCACUUUUGACUGUGCCUCGUUUGAAUGGCCCUGCCAGGGAGAUGCCACCCCAACCUCGCUCCAAGUCGGAAGCCUCGAUAUUCCCCGCGGCAAGACAACGAUCGUAAUUGGACCUAAUGGGUCCGGAAAAUCGUCGCUACUACAAUCAAUACUCGGUGAGAUGAUAAUUUCCAACGGCUCAUGUGUCGUCAAUGGCUCCGUGGCAUAUUGCUCUCAAGACCCAUGGAUUCUCUCAGGCGACCUCGGCGACAGCAUCGUCUUCAACAGUACUAGAGGAUUUGAUCGUCAAAGCUUCUGGCAAGAAGAAGAGCGUGCCCGCGGCGCAGUCCGCUUCUCAGUCCUGGACUUCUACAUACGUCAGUCCGGUGGCACUGCGCACGCUGUCGCCGUCGCGUUCAUGACCUGUAUGCUCACUGCCGCCAAGGUGGUCUCGCAAUACUGGUUCGUGUGGUGGAUCGCCGACACGUUUAGCCUCGCACAGAGCCAGUACAUGGGCAUCUUCCUUGGGCUGACACUGUUCCAAGGCUUCGUCCACCGCCGUGGUCGGGAUAACGCUCGUGCUCCUCUGUGGUUCUUUCAGCAGAACCCAACGGGACGUAUUCUGAAUCGCAUGUCGCGAGACUUGGAUUCGAUGGACAGCAGACUGAUGAACGCCAUCGACCGACUGCUUGCUGCGGGGACCACAAUGCUGGCUUCAGUAACGAUUGUAGCGUCGUAUGGCGUCUAUUUAUUUGGUGCUGUUGUCCCACUCCUGAUCAUUGUCGGCUGGUGUCUCCAACGAUUCAGAGUUGCCGCGCGAGAACUUCAAAGCCUCGACUCUGUCCUGCAGUCUCCUGCGCUCUCCAUUGCCAGCGAGUCUCUGCGCGCAACUUCCUCCGCUCGCGCUUACGGGGCUAUCCCAUUCCUCGUCCGCCGCCAUGGUCGCGCCCUCGAUCGUCUCGCCUCCUCCAAAAAUAUCCCGCUCCUCGCUCGACACCUGGUUCUACUCGUUCUCGCGCAGCUCACCGUGCACGGCGUGUUUCCCCAUGUCAGCGCCAGUCUCGCGCUUGGCACGGCGACGACCCUUGCGCGCAACGUCUACCUGCUCGCCUGGGCUGCCACGGAUCUGGACAUUCAGCUCAACUCGGUAGAGCGCCUGCAGACUUACGGCGCGUGGCAGGACCUGCCCGCAUCCACCACCGUCAUCACGAUUGCGCACCGUGCCAGCUCCCUGGCUUGGAUGGACCGCGUGCUUGUCAUGGACGCCGGCAGGCUCGUCGAGGACGGCAGGCCGCGGGAUCUGCUCUCAGACGGUGCCAAGGGGUAUUACCGAGCCGCCAUUGAAAAGGACGGGCCCAAGGCGAUCCAAGCGGCGCUGCAAGUGGCCGUUGAAUGGGACAAUAAACGCAACAGCGCGAUAUGA